AUGCCAUCUGUAACUCGCCGCUUCGCAACCCUCCUCCUCCUCACCGCCGGCUUCCUGACCAUCUUCUUCAUCGCCUCCCUCCGGCACCCGUCCAACGAUGGUACCUCGCUCCACGGCCUGCACACCAUACGGCCACAGCAGGCCGCCGAUGAAGGGCCGAAGGCGCCUGUUGCGCCGGCUGGAGCUGUGAAGGGAGAAGCGCAAAAGGAUGAGCAGAAGGGUGGAGAGCACGGGAGUGGUGUGGAGGAUGGGGUAGUGCCGGAGGAGCUGCUGCAUGGCCACGUCAUUGCUCCAAAGCUGGGGAACGAGACUGCGAAAGCCCUCCUUGGCCGCGCCUCCUGGCACCACCUCCACACCCUCCUCUCCCGCUUCCCCGCCGCCCCCACCCCCGCCGACUCCUCCGCCCUCCGCGCAUACCUCCACCUCUUCCAGCGGCUGUACCCGUGCGGCGAAUGCGCGGCGCACUUUGGAGCCAUCAUGGCGGAGUUCCCGCCGCAGGUCGGCAGCAGGAACGCGGCGGUCGGGUGGGGGUGCGUGGUGCAUAAUGAGGUUAAUAGGAGUUUGGGGAAGGGGGAGUAUGACUGUGCGCAUGUGGAUGAGGAGUAUGAUUGUGGGUGCGCGGAUGGGGAGGCGGAUGGCAAGAGCAAGGAGGUGGAUGCGCGUGAGGCCAGCACAACAGCUGCCGCGCACGGGCUUGCCCAAGAGGCUCGACACGCGGCUGCGACGCCUGACUUUGAGCACGAGCACGAGCACGGGUCCGCGACCCCGUCCUCCCCUUCUCCCCUCCCUCCUCCUCGCGUGCAAUCGACUAACAGCGCGUAG
This is a messenger RNA of Coniosporium apollinis CBS 100218, 822 nucleotides long. RefSeq lists its product as uncharacterized. Gene Ontology annotation, molecular function: flavin-dependent sulfhydryl oxidase activity; flavin adenine dinucleotide binding. Gene Ontology annotation, cellular component: mitochondrion. The transcript has 2 exons. Bases 1 to 822 code for a protein of 273 amino acids. NCBI's taxonomy places the organism in Eukaryota, Fungi, Ascomycota, Dothideomycetes. The record is from RefSeq and is a predicted model, not a curated record.